AUGUCGCAGCAGUACAGUCUACGGUGGAAUAACCACCAGCCGAACUUUAUAUCUAUGUUCACGACCCUAUUGAAUACUCAAACUCUCGUGGACGUAACUCUCUCGGCUGAUGGGAAGCAACUGCUCGCACAUAAAGUUGUUUUAUCUGCGUGCAGUACUUAUUUCCAAUCGCUGUUCGUUGACAAUCCGUCUCCACAUCCGAUAGUCAUUCUGAAGGAUGUGACGUAUGCCGACCUGCGCACUAUGGUCGACUUUAUGUACUGUGGGGAGGUGAACGUCACUGAGGAACAGUUGCCCAAGGUCCUGGACACAGCCAAACUUUUAAAAAUAAAGGGCUUGACGGAGAUGCCAGACUCCACGUCACUAACACGGUCCCAGGGCACUUCGGCCGAGUUCCAGAACCAGGGCGACUCCAUGGACUCACAGAGGCAAUCACCAGCUGCCUCUCCCUCCAACAAGCGCAGACGGCGAAGGAAAAGUUCGAGUGGUUCUACUUCACUAAACGUGGUAGAAAACGAGCAAGGCCGCGCUGACGUCGCCGCUCAGACGGUAGAUGCGAAUGCGAUCACGUUAAGCAGCGUGCCACAACAACGGCGCAUGCGCGAAUACCACGAAAUUAGAACCAUCGACAAUUCGCAACAGGUAGACGACACCACGGAACAGGACUUGAAUGUUGAGCAGAUUGGACUAGAGAACACACCCACAGCGAUACCACAAGCGACAGUGAUUGGGCUGACAGGACCUUACUCGCCAGUGGUGCCACCUGCUCCAGCCACGGCGAACUCGGACGUGGGUUGGCACCGGCGGACCAAGCACUUCAAGCGACAGUCUCGCGUGCCCGACGAACAGAACAUUCGCAAGCAGACUUCAGAACCCCUCCCACCGACCGCCGCAGUGUCCAAAGCUGCGCCCACGCUGCAGAAACACGAGUCCUACCCACAGUACAGCGCCACAAAGGCUACUCUUACACGGAAGCCUCGACUGGAACAAGAAGUUGGUUCACUGUUAAUCCGGGCGGUGUCUAGCGCCGAGCGACAGUCCUCGACGAGUACGAGUGCGAGCGCGACGAGCGCAACGAGCGCAACGAGUGCAGCGAGCGCAACGAGCGCGGCGAUGGUGGCCACGUCGGCGUCCGCGUCGUUUGAAUCCACUGCAUCCGACACGUCGCAGACGCAGCGCGCCAGCCACACACCCGCAGUGCGCUCCGGUCCGCCACUCAGCUGCAACUUCUGCUGGAACACCGUGGACGAGUGCGGCAGGAUCCUCCGGCGGAAGACGCAGUACCACUGCCCCGAGUGCCGCACCAACCUCUGCAUCGUGCCCUGCUUCCACGAGUACCAUGAUGGCCCCGAGAGCGACUCCAAUACUAACACUAACGCUCGGUGA
Molecule: messenger RNA, 1386 nt
Organism: Spodoptera littoralis (African cotton leafworm)
Lineage: Eukaryota; Metazoa; Arthropoda; Insecta; Lepidoptera; Noctuidae
Source: the annotation of a GenBank genome assembly